UAUAAGAUUCACCAUCCAAUCUUUGCAAUGAUAGCUUGAUUAAAUUUUGCAUAACAUCGAAACCCCAGCCUCUCGUCAUGUUUGCUCCGACAAAUGUUAUGCCAGGAGAUCCACUGCUCCGCCUUGCCUUGGCAUCCCACCAAAAUCUACCCUUAUGCUUAUUCAAUUUUUGACAAAGCGUCAUUAAUAGUUUGAAACGUGAUAUUACAUGAACGGGUAGUGUUGUCGCGAUCGAUUUCAACAAAGUCUUCUUUCCAGCCAAUGAUAGGUGUCGUUUGUCACUCCCUUUUAUCGCUCUCUUUUAUCAAUUUACCUUUGGGAGUUUUUACUUAUUUUCUUAUGAAAAUCAUAGCUAUUUGAGUAAUGAGCUAUUAUUAGAACUAGAUUUUAUUUUUGUAUAUUUUUAUGCCUUUUUGGUAUAUUUAUGUUCUUUUCAAGGUCAAACACAAUCUAGGAUACUUUGGAUCAAAGUUUGAAUGGUUAUGGAGGAUCAAAGGAUCAGGUUUGAGAAGAUCAAGGGUUUUUUCACCCAUUAAACAAAUCCUAAAGUAGGAAAAGUCUUCUCGAAGUCUUAACUAGAGCCCAUUGGAGAAAACUCAAGUCCAAUCAAAGAAGGAAUCGACGGUGCCUUACAUACAAGUCCAAUUGCUUCUAGUCCACAUCAUAAAGCUCGAUCCCAAAUUGCCAGGAAACGUUGCUUGUCCCACAAACAACCCAACCUGAUAAGAAGGAGAGAGGCACCACUACCCGUCAUUGAGUCGUGCCUCGUUGUCCAAGCCCUAGUAGAUUCUAAAAAUCCUUAUUUUGUUCCCAAUUCAAGAUUUCAGAGUCCCACUCACACAAAGAAGCUUUUGGGUGACUUUAGGAGGAGAAAAACCUAGAAUAGCCAUUGUAUCUUGUAGUAUAAACAAAGAUAUAGGACUCAGUUGUAGACACACGCUACAAAAAUCCACUUCAAUCUUCAGUUUACACUAUGUUCGAGUGGAGAGCUUAGCAUCCAUAGGAGGGGGGCACAGUCAAGGAAAUGUCAUCAUUGAUGGUGGUACCCUCCUUCUCUUCUAUGUAUAGCUAGUUCGAACUGAUUAUCUAGGAAUGAUCGACAUGAUUGACUUACGACCUUUAAACAAAAUGACGUUGUUUUAGUGAAUUUAAUUAAUAGAAAAUUAGUUUAUUAUUUAUUUCAUGAAUUUAAAAAUUAAAUGUUGAUAUUAUUUAUUGUAUCCAAGUAUAAACGUUUAAGUGAUGUUAAAUGUUGUAUUUAAAUAUGAGUAUAUAUUUUUUUAAAUGUUGUAUUUAAAUAAAAUAUAAAUAUAAGUUUUUAGUAAAUUGUCCGUUAUAUAUAUAAUUAAAUUCAUUUCAUUUGUUGUUAAUAAUUUUUUUACAUUUAUACAUUUUUUUGUUAAAUUGACAAACAAACUAAUCAUAGUGAUCGAAUAUUUUCACUGGUUAAACCAGUAACAGCAUAAACCGGUUUGACAAAACUUCAAAGAAACAAACCCCAUCGUUUCGUUUCCGAAUCGCAAAUCUCUCAGCAAUCGAAUCCGCAUGCUUUUCUCUUUCAUUCCCCCAUUAUCCCUGAACUCUCUCUGCUUCUCUCUCUUGGUUUUCCUAGUCUUCUUCAUUUUCUUGUUCUUUUUUCUCAAACGAUGACCGAUCAGCCGCAGCGGCUGAGCAUCGACAAUCUCCGGCGAACGACCAAUCUAAUCAGACAAGCCACCGCCUCCUUCUCGUCAAAUCUCUUCACAUUUCUCUUCCUCUCUCUCCUACUCUUCUCCUUCCGAGCCCUCGUCGAGAAUGGCACCCACCUUCUCACCUCCUUCAUCGAUCGUGACCCUUCCCUCAAAUCUCUCCUCUCUCGCCUUGACCUCGCCGGCCACCACCUCCACCACCAGGAUCCCAACACCAUUCACAACCACAAUCCUCGCUUCCAUCGACGACCCCACCACCGCCGUCCCUUCCUCCACCUCACCCGUGUCGGAACCUUAGAUGACGACUUCUUCUCCGGGGACGACGACUCCGAUCGAUCGCUCUUCGGCCCGAAUCGCAAGAUUCCCCCAAAUGCCAGCUCCGUAAUUCUCAACAACUUCCAGCUAGGGUUCGGGUUCUCCCAAUUCGUCGUCGAUAACGGAAUCAGGGUUCCGGAAAUUGUUCGCUCCGGGGUUCAAUUCAAGGCCGACAGCCUGCGGUUUGACGAUAGUAGAGCAGAAGAGAUCGAUUACGACGACAAUGGGAACCAUCAACCGGAGGAUGAAAAUGGAUCGUCGAUGGGUUUGCAGAAAGGUCGCGACUUGGACGGGGUUGUCGAUUUCCACUUCUUUGUGAAGGGGUUCGAGCUCGGCCGCCAAGAUGCGGCGGCGCUGUUCUACCUAAUAAGUUUCUUGUCUGCAGCUUAUGGGUGGGUGAUCCUCGGGUUCACGGCAAUGUAUUCAUGGAUAUUAGGGAUUGUGUUUGUUGCCGUGGUGAAUGACCUGUUAGAGAGGUUCAGUUCAUUUGUUGGUAUCUUGUGGGAUGGGUCGAGAUUAGGGCUCAAGAGACUUACAGGCUUCAUUCUUAUGAGAUGGGCAGUUAGGGAUGCUUUGACUCAGCUUGUGGGAUUGUGGUACUUUGGAGAAAUUGAGGAUCAGUACUCUUUUUUCAAGCUUUUUGUGAGGCUAAAGCUGAUGCCUUUCUCAGUUAUGUCUCCAUGGAUUGGUGGGUACGAGAAGGAGAUAUCAGGGUUCUUGUUUACCUGGUUUCUGUUGGAUACUCUGGUGGGGUUAGUAUUUGCUGUGGAUGCUUGGGUUACAAUUGUUGAUUCCAGGAGGACUGGUAGGGAGAUAGUGAAGGAAGGUUGUUACAUGAUAUCAACAAUGUUUCACCAAGCUGUUCAGUUGAAGUGUAUGGAAGCUAUACUCUGUGGAUCUGCGACAAGAUGGGUCUUAGCCCGGGUAUUGGGGAAGUACUUGGCUGCAAUGCUACAAUCGGUUGUGGAGGUUUACUUCAUGGUGGCUUGGCUGAUAUUUUACUUUGCAGCGAGGUGCAAGGAAGCUAACUCUGAAGGAAGAAGGUUUGGGAGGAGAGAAUUGGAAGGGCUAAUUGAUGGCCUAAGAUGAUGAUCCAUGAUGGUUAUGGAAAUGAACGCUUCCAUUUGCAUAUGCCAAUUUAGCAGCUGCGACGCUAGAAUAGCAAAGCAGUGAAGACCUUUCUGUGCUUUUGCGUGUUGAUGUUUUUGUAAGACGGCACUGGGAACAUCGGUCUGAUUUUGCUCACUCUGCAGUGAGCCCUAUCUGUUGUAUCAUGUAUGUACACUCUUUUAACAAAUGAGGCCAAAAUAUACUACUGUGUAUAUUCUUUUAUGAGAUAAAUGAAUGCCUUCCAUGUGUAUAUUUCCGUUAUUGCUAAUCAUUGUUCUGAUUUCUGAAGAAAAUACGGGUUUCUGUUGUUGAUCUUUACAUAGUGGUACCACUUUACUCUUUAUUGAGAGUUUGUGUGCAUGAUAACUCUUUUAAGUUCAGUGCUUUUUUGCUGCUCUAUAUCUGACUGAACUAAGCAAGGCUCAAUAAUCAGCAGUUUCAUUUAUUCUAUCUACUUGUUCAACUUCUACAUGCAUUUGUACUGUUUGUAGCUAGUAGCUUAUGAGCAAUCAAAGCUAUGAAGAUACUUGUGAAAGUUUGUUAAGAAGGUCCUCCAGUUUUGUGCAUUUUGUGGCUGAGCCCAAACCAUACCAAUUCAGCUCAAAAUCGGUUGCUGUCGCCUCCAUUUGGUACGAAAUGCUUGCUUCAAUACAAGUUCGAAUACGGU
Molecule: messenger RNA, 3780 nt
Organism: Linum trigynum
Lineage: Eukaryota; Viridiplantae; Streptophyta; Magnoliopsida; Malpighiales; Linaceae
Source: the annotation of a GenBank genome assembly